Messenger RNA from Elephantulus edwardii (Cape elephant shrew), 990 nucleotides. Its product is annotated as CMRF35-like molecule-like. The transcript has 6 exons. The coding region runs from base 1 to 990 and encodes 329 amino acids. Lineage: Eukaryota; Metazoa; Chordata; Mammalia; Macroscelidea; Macroscelididae. Gene Ontology annotation, cellular component: plasma membrane. The record is from RefSeq and is a predicted model, not a curated record. Gene Ontology annotation, molecular function: transmembrane signaling receptor activity.
AUGAGGAAACUCCCAGUGCAGGAAGAUGUGGGCUCGUGUGACCUGGACAGAAAAAGCCUAAAAGAUGGACCAUUUCCAUUCAGUGUCAUCUUCCAGGUGGCGAUGUCUGUGUCCCCAGGAGCCGAUGGCUGUGUGGGCUGUGAGGUGCAGGUGUGGCUGUUAGAUAUGGGAGUGAUCUUCCUGGACCGUCCACGUAAGGAGCUGGGCCUCGACUUGUGUUUUCCAGGCUGUGUGACACUGAGCGGCCCCGGGACGGUGAGGGGCACCGAGGGGGGAUCCCUGAGCCUGCAGUGUCGGUAUGAGGAGAAAUUCAAGAACAAUGACAAAUACUGGUGCAAAGGACCACGUCGUAUAUCAUGUGAGACGCUUGUGAAAACCAGUGCAUCAGAAGGAGAGGAGAAGGACCGAGUGUCCAUCAGGGACUGUCCCGAGCAGCUCUACUUCAUGGUGACCAUGUGGGGCCUCACAGCGGAGGACGAAGACGUGUACUGGUGCGCCAUUGAUAUAAAAUGGUGGGACCGUGGACUGCUCCCCCUACCAAUCUUGUUCCCGGUGAAUGUGUCUGUGUCUCGAGUGGGCCUGCCUGUGUGUGCUGCUCCCUGGACAGGCAGCCAGGAGGACUCCAAUCAGAGCCAGCACCCGAGGUCUCUGCUCAACAGCGUCCACAUCAGGCUCCUGGUCUUCCUGAAGGUGCCCCUGCUUCUGAGCAUGCUCGGUGCUGUCCUCUGGGUGAACAGGCCUCAGAGGCUCCCCAGAGGGCCACCAGACGAGCAGCGUCUGUACAAGGACGACCAGCUCCUGGAGGAUGCCAGGACUCCGGGCGAGUGCGGCUUCACCAGUCAGACAGCAAGACCCCAGGCUCCGGCCACCGUGGGGCUGGCCUUCCGGUCAGAUGACACAUUUGAGGCCCUCUGCAUUGAACCAUUCUCUAGCCCGCCGGAGCUCCCAGACGCGAUAAAGCCACAAGAUUCAGGAAAACAGUGCCAAUGA